Messenger RNA from Hemibagrus wyckioides, 2001 nucleotides. RefSeq names its product GATA binding protein 2b (gene gata2b). The coding region runs from base 158 to 1384 and encodes 408 amino acids. The record is from RefSeq and is a predicted model, not a curated record. Lineage: Eukaryota; Metazoa; Chordata; Actinopteri; Siluriformes; Bagridae. Gene Ontology annotation, cellular component: nucleus. Gene Ontology annotation, molecular function: zinc ion binding; RNA polymerase II cis-regulatory region sequence-specific DNA binding; DNA-binding transcription factor activity, RNA polymerase II-specific. The transcript has 5 exons. Gene Ontology annotation, biological process: positive regulation of transcription by RNA polymerase II; cell fate commitment; negative regulation of transcription by RNA polymerase II.
UUCUGUUUAUCUACAUGACACAGUGUACGGACCGAGGUUGAGACGCUUGUAAAGACAGGCGGAGACGACUUGGACUUUUCUGUCAAGUAUCUUUUUCAGUAUUUUACUCGAGGGCACAGCUUCAGAGCUGCGUUCACCUGCACAGGGCUGAAGCUGCAUGGAGCUCUCCGGGGACUCCGGAUGGAUGAUGUUGCCUACGCCGGACUCGGACGAUUCUCACGCUGGCUUGGGGCAGAACACCGGGUAUAUAGAACCAUCAAUAUUGUCUCUGGAGGAAGUGGACGGAUUCCUUAGUCAUAUAGAUUCUCCAGGGCAUCCUUACUUUCAUGCACACACAUCUCACUCUCAAGCACGGACGUCCUACAGCCAAGUUCCAGCUCGAUUGCAUGGUGGUUCCAUAUGCCACCCUCACUUUCUUCACACGCAAGCUUACCCUUGGCUGGAGGGCAGUAAAUCGAGUACUUCUAUGGUCCAGCAACCCAUCAACUGGUCACAGAGUCCUUUGGGAAAGUCUGCUGCAGGAACUUCGGUCGGGAUCUCGACAGUGUAUCCAGGCCCGUGCGCUCAUGGCUCGGCCCCCUUGGCCACGCGCUGCAGCACGCAGUUCUACUACCUGCCCCCUACACCGCCCACUGCUGCUGCUCCCGAGCCGGACGCCAGCAAGUAUCAUGCAGUUCUUCUCGAUGGGACAAAAAUGCAGACCACUGGCCCUCUCCAAAGCUGUACGUCUCAUGAGGCGGCUUCUGUGCGCGCGUUUCCAGCGUAUGCGUUAGCAGGAACGCGCGAGCACGCGGCCGGUCUGUUCUGCAGGAGCACGGUAGAAUUUACGGGCAAAUCAAAGAUCAAGGGCCGCACUGGUUCGGAAGGGCGUGAGUGUGUGAACUGUGGUGCAACUUCCACUCCCUUGUGGCGGCGAGAUGGCACAGGUCAUUAUUUGUGUAAUGCAUGUGGACUUUACCACAAGAUGAAUGGCCAGAACCGACCUCUCAUCAGACCUAAACGUCGACUGUCAGCAGCCAGGAGAGCAGGUACUUGCUGUGCAAACUGCCACACGGGCACCACCACACUGUGGAGACGUAACACCAAUGGAGAGCCUGUUUGCAAUGCCUGUGGGCUCUACUACAAGCUGCAUAAUAUGAACCGCCCACUCACUAUGAAGAAGGAUGGCAUUCAGACUCGCAACAGAAAAAUGUCCACCAAAUCUAAACGAAGAAGAGGCGAGAGCUCUCAUCAGUUUCACUUCAGCAGAUUCAUGCAGGAUAAACCACAUGCCUUUAACCAAAUCACCAAUAUUUCUCACCAUGUAAACAUGACUUCGCCUGUCGAGUUUCAUCCAGCCUUCGGCCACAUGCACCAUGCUAAUUUGUUGACUGCCAUGAGCUGAGCACCAUGCAGAGACGUUCUUGUGUAGCAAUGAAAUCACAGAGAUGUUUAUUUAAGUGCUCAACAAAUAUGCAGUUUUAGAGUGAUGUGUUUUAAUACAUUCACACAUUGAAGCUAGCUAACUAAUUAAGUUGUUGGGUUGUUUUUAAUGAUCAUUACCUGGCUGUGUAAUAAGGUGCACUUUAUAUCAAAACCCAGUGAUAUAUUCAACAGGGAGUUGUAAGAUUCUUUCGAUUUUCUAUGCAAACACUGCAUUUUGUGGAGGACUUUUUUUUGUUAGAAAACCUUUGAAACACCCAGUCACAACAUCUGAGAGUACAGAGGAAAAAACUGGAGUUUCCAGAGCAUGCAAGUGGUGAAUGCUGAGAUAGUGGGAUUUUGCAAUCCAUUAAUACUAUAUGAAAGGACUUUGCGUGUGUGUGUGUGGGGGGGGGGGGGGGGGGUCGGGGGCUGUGAAUGUUGAACAUUGCAAAAAAAAGUGUUAUUUGGUUCGUCCUGAUACUGCCCCACUUCAACCUCCAUUCUUCCUCUGUUAAUGAGUUCCAAUCAUGUGAAGACAAAACCAAAUUUCCUAGAAAUAAGGAAAGCUUUCCUCUACUAAUGCCUUCAUCUUAGUUC